AAAUAGUUUCGUCUUCCAACGGUUAUCGAAAGGCGCGAGUGAAAAAUAAUACCUAGUGCAAUAAUUUUGUGUUGUUUGUGGAAAUACCCGAAACAAUUUUCAGGUGCAUGUUUCUGUAGCGUUAAGUGCAUGAAAUGGCCGACGAAAGUUUCGAUUUCAACAUAACGAAAUUCCUCGCCGAGCAGAAGCAACUGCUCGCCUUGGAACGGGAACGUUUCGCGGUGGAAAAGAACCGGAUCCUGGAACCGGAAAGUGUAGGCUCCCCCGGCAAGGUCGAGCACGUGGCCGAUAGUCCGGCGGGCAAGCAGGUGAAAAACAAUUUGAACUCCAAGCUAGUUCUGGGAGAUAAUCGUCCCGGGAAGGAACCGAGGGCUGCACCAGAGGGGCGUAGUUCCGAUGGUGAUAAGGAAAAUCAAUCGGAUAAUACCGUGCUGAAGGAUGGUGGUGAAGAGUGUCCAGUGGAGAGGCUGCUCAGGGCAAGUGGAAAUGGUGAUGGUUUGAAAAUUGUACAUUUCGAAGAGUACAAAAGUGGCGCCAAAGAUCUUAGCAAGACACAGGAUAAUACACCUACCAAACGUGAUGAUGAAGCAGUAUCCUCGACGAAUCCAGAUAAGCAACAGGAUGAAAUGGAAAAGUGGGUAUCGGACACAUUUUAUUCCUACUUCCCGAGCUUCAACAAGAGCGAGAACGACAAGAAAUCGAUGCUGUCCUGCGCCCGACAAGCCGACUAUCAGGAAUAUCUGAAAAAUAUUCCCCAAGUGACAACGAAGCACCAACAGUACAUGGAAAAGUACGGCGAUCAAGCCGUCCAGACAAUGACCGAUAUGGUACCCGAAACCAAUGCAACUGCCAGCAAGAAUUAUCUCAGUCCACAUAGCAACCACCACCACCACCAACAACAACAGCAGCAGCAGUCGCAGCAGCACCAAAGCUCCCCGUACAGUCCCAGCCACAUACCGACGAUCAAGAAAACCCUGGCCAGUGACGCGGGCACCGGCUCGUACGUACGCAAAGGUAGCCCUCGCGAAAAGCACAUGGAAGAUCUGAUCCAUACUGAUCUGUCUGCCAUUCUCAAUACAGAUACGGUCGACCGGCGGAACCGGAUGCUAGCGGAAGAGGAAAGUCGACGAAAGCUGGAGUACCAAAAGGAGCUGAUCCAGCAGAUUGAGGAAAAGCGGAAGGAGGUGGAACGACUGCGGGAAAAGGAAAAGCUGGAGGAAGAGAUGCUAACCAGCCGCUUGGAGCAACAGUUGAAAACCAUGCAGCUGGAGGAAGAACUGGAAAGGGAAAAAAUGCGCUCCGAGAAGAUUCGCAUUGCCAACGAGCAGAACCACAUCCGCCGGCUGCAGCUCCUCUCCAAGCUGGAAAAUGACCACAAAGUGUUCAACCCGCACGACGACCAGCGGAAAACCCUUUCGGAAAAUGGCAAAGAAGUCUACCUGGACCCGUCGCAGCAGAAACCGGAAAAGGAAAAAAUCUACCGCUACUUCAGCAACUCGGCUCAGAACGAAAAACCCGCCAGCUUCACCUCUUCGAGCAUCUCCUCCGAGCAGGACUACGACUCUUCCAAUGAAUCCAUGAACUACGAUCGCUAUCAGUACUGCAAAAACUGCCGCACUGACAUCGAUCGAUCGUUUCUUCCACAAAACACGCACCGCCAACACCAUCACCAUUCACAUCGUCAUCAUAAUCUCCAGCCGAAUCCGGCAGCUGCUCCCCCCAGGAAAGAAGACGCACACUGUCUCAGCUGUCGCAAACGGAUCGAGAAGCUUUGCGCGAAUUGUGACCGCGUGAUGAAGCGGUCGAUGAAGCAAAAUCUGUGCACGAUUUGCCAUCAGGCGCUGGAAAAUAGUCGACUCCAGAAAGCAGCUCAAACGGAACUGAAACGCCAGCGAAACAAGUUGCUUCGCUCGAUGGAACGACUGGACGACGAAGAUGAGCUGGAACGUCCAGCUCCUCCUCCCGCAGUGUCAAGCUCACCACCCCCGAACCCGUACAAAAUCAUCGACAUUCAGUAUCACGAGAGCGAAAAUGACCACGACCUGGCCGUGCUAAAUCCGGUAAUCGUACGCAACAACUACAAGAAACCGUACUCGCUCAACAUUGACAAGGACUCGCUCUUCCAUCCGAGUAAGAAAACACCCGACCCGAAAGUAUCGGUCAAUAUCCGCAACGGCGAGGUCUUCGUGGACAACAAGCUAAGUGGAACGCCAAAACUACACCACCAGCAGCAACAGCAGCAGCCGCAACACUCCAGGGAGGACGAUACCGAUGACAUCACCACCGACGAAAUGGACGAUCGGAUAUCGAAAUACGUGAAGCACUACAACACGCUGUGGAUGAAGCGGAGCACCCGCAAGAAUAACCUCAUCUCGCAGAAGAAUGCCAACGUAACGACGAACCCUUCGGGUGUACUGGGCAGCAAGUUUGGACCGCUGCCUUCGCUUUCGCCGCCGAAAGUGUACGUCAGCGAUCGGGCCGAUAAUCUGAAGAGCGACGCCAUGAAGAUCACCGAGAAGAAGUGGGAUAUUCCCGCCGUACAACGUACCAUGGUUACACCCCGAUCGCCCCGGGUCCUAACCCAACUGGGCGCCAUCCGGAAGCAACUUCAAGUGGAGCAGUUGCAAAUGGAUCAAACCUACCACAGUGAGCAGCACAGCAACUAGCAUGCGAACAACAGAGAUGUCGUCCACGGAUUAACUUUGUGCCUUUUUCCUACGAAAAGAAAACCGUCCAACGAAUCCUCCAUUUUAACGUUUGUAACUUAAGUAAUAUAAUAUCUCAGACUGUACAAAAGCAAUUUUCUUUUUGAACGUUAACUUUCUUUGUUAAGUAAAAUUAAAAACACAAGAGAAUAAAGUAUGUUAGAA
Messenger RNA from Ochlerotatus camptorhynchus, 2870 nucleotides. RefSeq lists its product as uncharacterized. Gene Ontology annotation, biological process: positive regulation of cytokinesis. The record is from RefSeq and is a predicted model, not a curated record. Gene Ontology annotation, cellular component: microtubule; spindle pole; centrosome. The transcript is spliced from 7 exons. Lineage: Eukaryota; Metazoa; Arthropoda; Insecta; Diptera; Culicidae. Bases 135 to 2666 code for a protein of 843 amino acids.